Molecule: messenger RNA, 495 nt
Organism: Notothenia coriiceps (black rockcod)
Lineage: Eukaryota; Metazoa; Chordata; Actinopteri; Perciformes; Nototheniidae
Product: tetraspanin-15-like
Exons: 2
Cellular component (GO): membrane
Source: RefSeq, a predicted model, not a curated record
GGCCAAGCGGAAGUGGUUAUUGUUGCGGUCUUUACCAACGUUAGUAUGUGGGAAAUGAGGGCUGCUAUAUAUAUAAAAAACAGCUAGCUCUGUUAAAAAUCGUAUUCCAUUUCAUUAGGAAUAUUUGAUGUUUCAUUAUUAUAAUUUUCCCUGAACUAACCGCUAGCUUGUUAGCAUCAGCAGCCAUGCCGUCCUAUUCUGAAUUAAGGAAAACAAACCACUUCUACUACUUCAUCAAAUUCACCUUAAAUAUCUACUCAAUGCUGUUUUCGCUUAUGGGCCUCUGUGUUCUCUGUGUGGGGGUUUACGCUGAAGUGGAGCGGCAGAAGAACCGGACCCUGGAGGGCCUGUUUCUGGCCCCCGCCGUGGUGCUCAUUCUGCUGGGCCUGGUGAUGUUCACCGUGUCCGUGGUGGGCAUGGUGGGCUCCCUGAGGGACAACAAGACCCUGCUGCACAUGGUGAGGAGGAGCUCUUUGUUGUUGUUGUUGAUGUUGU